AUGGGCAAGUGCAUAGAGGACAGAGGCGGUGUGGUGUGUGCAGACAUCAGACACAGCAGAGGUAGUGAGAGGCAGGUGCGAGAAGAGGCACAUGUGGGAAUGGGCAGAGACGUGAAGGUGCAGAAGCAGAAAUGGGGAAAGGGGAAGGGUGGUGACCGGUGUGGACAGGGGAAGGGUGGUGACCAGUGUGGACAGGGGAAGGGUGGCGACCUGCGUGGACAGGGGAAGGGUGGCGACCUGCGUGGACAGGGGAAGGGUGGUGACCUGCGUGGACAGGGGAAGGGUGGUGACCUGCGUGGACAGGGGAAGGGUGGUGACCAGCGUGGACAGGGGAAGGGUGGUGACCUGCGUGGACAGGGGAAGGGUGGUGACCUGCGUGGACAGGGGAAGGGUGGUGACCUGCGUGGACAGGGGAAGGGUGGUGACCGGUGUGGACAGGGGAAGGGUGGUGACCAGUGUGGACAGGGGAAGGGUGGCGACCUGCGUGGACAGGGGAAGGGUGGUGACCUGCGUGGACAGGGGAAGGGUGGUGACCUGCGUGGACAGGGGAAGGGUGGUGACCUGCGUGGACAGGGGAAGGGUGGUGACCUGCGCGGACAGGGGAAGGGUGGUGAGCUGUGUGGAGAGGGGUUAGGGUGGUGA
Schistocerca cancellata (South American locust) is the source of this 642-nucleotide messenger RNA. RefSeq names its product TATA-binding protein-associated factor 2N-like. The record is from RefSeq and is a predicted model, not a curated record. The transcript has 2 exons. Lineage: Eukaryota; Metazoa; Arthropoda; Insecta; Orthoptera; Acrididae. The coding region runs from base 1 to 642 and encodes 213 amino acids.